This is a messenger RNA of Brienomyrus brachyistius, 3370 nucleotides long. RefSeq names its product galactose-3-O-sulfotransferase 3-like. The transcript is spliced from 5 exons. Gene Ontology annotation, molecular function: galactosylceramide sulfotransferase activity. Gene Ontology annotation, biological process: glycolipid biosynthetic process. The record is from RefSeq and is a predicted model, not a curated record. Gene Ontology annotation, cellular component: membrane. Lineage: Eukaryota; Metazoa; Chordata; Actinopteri; Osteoglossiformes; Mormyridae. The coding region runs from base 1004 to 2425 and encodes 473 amino acids.
AGUAAACUCGUGUGAGAUGUUCUACCAGGUGUUUACGUUUGAAACAAAGUUUCUGGUUUAUUGCAAUUGCCUGUAAUGUCAUGCCGUUUGCUAAUUGUUUAACUGACACUGUAUUGCAUUAAUGCCUUUCUGUUUGGUGCAGAUCAUUCUUGAUGAGACAUGGAUGCAUUUUUACUGAUGAAUGAUUCCGUGGCUGAAUAUUUUGUGUAAUAUUAACACGCCAAGGUGCCGGGAAGCAGGAUAGACCUGCUCGAUAUGUGAUGUCGAGCUGGAGGUAGCCUGCAGCUGCCUCUUAUUUAUUUAUAAUUACGCUUAUGUCCUCAUAUUCUGAGCAGGCUCCUUCAGAAACGCCCUGGAACCGCAUACGCGGUACAACCUGUUUGUCUGACAUGUGGGAACUGAUGCAGAACAGAGGCACUGCCGUGCACAGAUUUACAGAGAACCCGUCACGGUGGGAGCCAGUCUGCAGGAUGCCCGAGGUCAGCGUUCACGUUCUGGAGGAGCCUGGGCUGGCGCCAUGGGGCUUCUGCACUGGUAUAACUGCGUUUUGGGCUUUUUUUUUUGUUAGAUACACUGGAAUUUGUGUUUUGUUGAAUGCUGAAGAAGACCAGAGAUGAAGGUGGGAAGGAGGAAUCCAGAGUUUUUUGUUCAGGAGUUCUCUCUGUCUCCUGGGGGGAGUCAUGGGUGCUCUGGAGACCAGGACUUAAGCUGAACUGAAACUGUCCCCAUUUAAUCUGUAUGCUGACCACUGGAGGACCUGCACUGCCUUUAACUGCAGUGAUUACUUGUUGGCACCUGAUUCUUCUUUGUGCCUCAUGUUUGACCUUGACUCUCACACGAUUCUGGUGUGAAAUCAACUGGGAAAUGAAAAAAGGUGAUUUGUUACUGAUAAUAAAAAUGGACUGAUGUGCUGAAGGGUGGUUGGUUAAGAGAGUGAACUGCUCACGAGGAAGCUGGCAAAGGCAGUUAACAACAACUGCGUUAAGACAAAGUUAGCGUCCCGAUGAUGGAGGCUGCACCUGUUCUUUCGAUCAUCUGUGAGGUCGCAGUGGAGUUUAGUUUUGGGGUGACUCCAAUGCUACUAGAUGAGGAGCAUUUUGCGGAGGAUGGAUCUCGCUGGGAAGUGUUUCAGAUAGACAAAUAUCAACAGGAAUUGGUCCCCACCAUGUUCAUCUGCACCUCCACUUCUCUCCAGCAAAUGUCCUGCAAGAAGAUCUUCUUUCUGCUUAUGGCAGUGAGCAGCCUGAGCCUCUUUCUGCACUACAGAGGCCGUUUCAUCUGGACUAUAAAAUUAUCUAAAAUGGCCAGUAACAUUACAUGCAGCCUGUCCUCUGCUGCUGCAAAGCCGAAGCACAUGAGCAUCGCCUUCCUGAAGACGCACAAGACGGCCAGCAGCACCAUGCAGAACAUCCUGUUCCGCUUUGCCGAGCACCACAACCUCACCGUCGCCCUUCCACAGAGCCCAUGCAGUCACCAGUUCCGCUAUCCAUCCUCCUUUAGCUCCAGAUUCGUCCACCCCUACACACUGCCUGCCCGCAUCAUCACCAAUCACAUGCGCUUCAACCACAGUGAGGUACAGCGCAUCAUGCCUAAUGACACCAUCUACAUCACCAUCCUGCGAGAGCCGGCCUCCAUGUUUGAGUCGCUGUUCAGCUACUACAACCAGUACUGCCCGAGCUUCAAGCGCGUCCCAGACGGCUCCCUGGAGACCUUCCUCAAGGACCCCCGGCGUUACUACAAUCCCGCUGAAAAGUACUCCAUGUUUGCCCACAACACGCUGACCUAUGACCUGGGUGGGGAUAACAACCACCGAGCCAGUGACAAGGCUUACGUGAAGGGCUUCAUCGCCAAGAUCGAGAGCAUCUUCUCUUUGGUCAUGAUCUCCGAGUACUUCGAUGAGUCGCUGGUGCUGCUGCGACACCUGCUCUCCUGGGAGCUGGAGGAUGUGCUCUACAUCAAACACAACAUGCGCAGCCACGGCUCCCGGAGGUCCUUGCAAGAGGGGCUUCCGGCCAGGAUCCGUGUCUGGAAUGCUCUCGAUGCCCAGCUCUACGACCACUUCAACGCCAGCCUGUGGCGCCAGCUGGAUGCCCUGGGGCUGGACUGCGUGGCCCGGGAGGUGCAGCUGCUGCGCCAGGCCCGUGACCGCCUCGUGCGCGGCUGUAUCGGGGGCUUGCAACCCCAGCCACGCCCACCAAACCAGAUCAAGGACAAGGUGCUGCGUCCAGCGCAGCCGCCCAAGGUGACUAUCAUGGGCUACAAUGUGCCCCUCAAUGCCUCCUACAUGGGCGCCAAGCCGGGCAGUGAGUCACAUGACCGCUGCAUGAAGCUCGUAAUGCCGGAGGUGCCAUACUCGCAGCGCCUGCUGCAGACACAAUUCCUGCGGUCCGUCAGGCAUUCCCCUUCAUUCUGGGCUGCAAACUAGGCAGGGAUCCCUAGCCACGCCCAAUUCUGCGGUCUUCUUGGCCCGCCCCCCCAAACCCUUCACCCCCCUACUCUGGAAACUUCCCACCUGUAGGUCUUUGUCGUCCCUGGUGCACAGAGACCUGCACACGUCGUACUCAGGCAGUCCUUUCUCUGACUUGCUGUCCUUCCGCAGAUUUUUCCAGUCAGAUGGUGUCGGAUGAGCUUCCAACCCCCUGAAACCAAGAUGUUUAUUAAAUGUUGAACUGACAUUGUAUUGCAUUAAUGCCUUUCUGUUUGGUAUUGUGCGACAGAUCAUUCUUGAUGAGACAUGGAUGCAUUUUUCAUGAUGAAUGAUUCCGUGGCUGAAUGUUUUGUGUAAUAUUAACACGCCAAGGUGCCGGGAAGCAGGAUAGACCUGCUCGAUAUGUGAUGUCGAGCUGGAGGUAGCCUGCCGCUGCCUCUUAUUUAUUUAUAAUUACGUUUAUGUCCGCAUAUUCUGAGCAUGCUUCUGUAAAAGGCUGCCUGCAUGAGGACUCGGACCGCAAUUAGACAGUAAUGUCCCAGCAUCUAAUGAGAAGCCUUACCAGAAGAGUACAGAUCCACCCUCCGCCAGCUCAAGCAGUGACUGACCUGCUCCAUCCUCACCAGCUGUCCUUACUUAUGGUCUUUCGGAAACGCGCUAUACUGCUCUAUGUUGCCCUUUUCUAAUAGGGACCUGGUCCUCCUGCAGUUUAUAUGAUUAGCUAUUCUGUUGGGUUCUUGCAAUGCAUUGAAAUGCACUGUAUAUAUUUUUCUCCGAUGACAUGCGCUUCUUACCGGCCAUUCAUAGGGAGCUGAGUCUAGCUACACUUAUACCUGAGUUGGCUUUUUGAUAGCUGUAUGCUGGGGAUUUAUUUGCCUACAUCUCGUAAGUGGCUUUGGCCAAGGGCGUCUGUUAAAUAAACAAAUGUAAAUGCUUCCGAAA